ACUGACUUCACUCUGCUCGCACCGAGAGCUUCAUCCCGACCUACUCUGUCGCCCCCUAUGUCUUUGUCUGUGGCCUGAGACCCUCUCGCUGCACUCUCACCCUCCCCUGGUCCCAUUCUCCCUUUCACUUCUCGUUGCCUUUUCAUUCCUCAACCACCUUUCCAUCAUUGCUCAUUCUUCAGCCUUUCUUCAAAUUCGUUUCCUUUUCCCAGGGCUACUGAGGCCUCUGAGCCAUCCCCUCCGCGCAGCACAUUACCCAAAACCCUCCUACGUGCAAUUUCGUCUCCAAUCUUCAGCCGCACGUGCCAUUCGCAUCAUGAGUUCCUCUGAGGAGGAUGCUCCUCUCGUUGGGAAGAGGAAGACCAACGGGCUCUCUCAUGCCCCGUAUCCAUCUGAAGAGCUAGUGUCCAAGGCAACAGAUCCUUCUUCCACGAGCACCCCCACUACAAACGGGACCACGAAACCGGGAGUUUCUAUCCGGUAUGGGCCCAUUGACGAUGAAGAUGUGGAAAUGCAAGAUGGAGAAGUGAACGGCGCGCCGCAAACCAAACGGAAGUCAAGAGCCAGCGCUGCAAACAAAUCCUAUGCAGAACCCGAGAGCAGCGAGGAAGAUGAUAAGCCCUUGAGCAAGCGCCGUCGUACCUCUACCAAGAACCGAGUCGAAGAUUCCGAUUCUGAUGACGCGCCUCUACUUUCGAGGUCCACGAGAGCUCAAAAACUUCCUGCCCCAACCGCAGCCGAGGAAAAAGAGCUCCUUGCAGAAAAGGCCGAGAUUGAGCACCGUGCUGAGAUCGAAGCAAAGGCUAUUAGGAAACAUGAACGCGAAGAUGCUGCCAAGAAGAAGCCUGUAGGUAAAGCCGCAAAGGCACCAUCCGCUCGGCAGCCCGCAAAACAAAAGCCAGCCGCCGGUAAACGGACAAAUGGCAUCAAGAAAAGUGAAUCCAGUGAUGAGGAUCUUCCACUUCGUCGGAAACCUCGUGCCAAGGCUGCUAAACCUGCAAAAUCAGGAACUACAACUCCUGCAAUAAAGGGCGAAGAUAAAGCCAAACAAGAAAGUGAAGAGGCUGAGGUUGAAGCGGAGGAAGAGGAAGAGUAUCGCUGGUGGGAAGAACCUACAAAAGGAGAUGGGACAAUCAAGUGGACCACUCUUGAGCAUAACGGUGUGGUGUUCCCGCCUCCUUACGAACCGCUUCCUAAGAACGUGAAGAUGAAGUACGAUGGUGUUCCAAUUUCUUUAGAACCAGACGCUGAAGAGGUUGCUGGCUUUUUCGGAUCGAUGCUUAAUUCUACCCACAACGUCGAAAAUCCGACUUUUCAAAAGAAUUUCUUCGAAGAUUUCACCGCUAUUAUUAAGAAAACCGGAGGCGCCAAAGAUUCACAAGGGAAUAAAGUGCUAAUCAAAGAUUUCAAAAAGUGCGACUUUAGACCGAUUUUUGAAUACUAUGAAAUGAAACGUGAAGAAAAGAAGGCUCUUCCUGCUGCAGAAAGGAAGCGAUUAAAAGUUGAGAAAGAAGCCGCAGAGGCUCCAUACAUGUACUGCAUGUGGGAUGGCCGGAAACAAAAAGUGGGAAAUUUCCGUGUUGAACCUCCAGCGCUGUUCCGUGGUCGUGGUGAACAUCCAAAAACAGGCCGGGUUAAGACACGGGUUCAACCCGAGCAGAUCACUAUCAACAUCGGAAAAGGCGCUGCAGUCCCUCCACCGCCCGCCGGCCACAAGUGGAAGGAAGUGAAACACGACCAAGAAGGGACGUGGCUGGCAAUGUGGCAGGAAAAUAUCAAUGGCAAUUACAAGUACGUGAUGCUUGCGGCGAAUUCGGACAUCAAGGGCCAAAGUGACUUCAAGAAAUUUGAGAAAGCGCGAGAGCUGAAGAAACAUAUUGAUCGGAUUCGCAAAGACUAUCGGAAAGGCCUUAAGGAUGAACUCAUGGCAAACCGCCAGAGAGCAACUGCUGUCUAUCUCAUCGAUCAGUUUGCACUGAGAGCUGGUAACGAGAAAGGAGAAGAUGAGGCCGACACCGUCGGUUGUUGCUCACUGAAAUAUGAGCAUGUCACGUUAAAGCCACCAAAUAAAGUUAUCUUCGACUUCCUAGGUAAAGACAGUAUCCGAUUUUAUGACGAGGUAGAAGUCGACCCUCAGGUCUUCAAGAAUCUCAAGAUUUUCAAGAAGGCCCCGAAAAAGGAUGGAGACGAGAUAUUCGAUCGGCUUACGACGAGUGCUCUCAACAAGCAUCUUUCGGGUUACAUGGCUGGACUGACAGCCAAAGUUUUCCGUACAUAUAACGCCUCGUACACCAUGGCUACUUUACUGAGACAAAUGAAUGCAACCGGGACUAUCCACGAAAAGGUCAAGCAAUACAACGAUGCCAAUCGGAAAGUCGCCAUCCUUUGCAACCACAAGCGUACAGUUGCUGCUGGCCAUGCGAACCAAAUGGAAAAGUUAGGCGAAAGGAUAAAAGGGCUGCGCUAUCAAAAAUGGCGGAUCAAGCAGAUGAUGCUUGAUCUCGAUCCUAAGAUCAAGAAGAAGAAGGGUGCUGAGUUCUUCGAGCUGGAUCCAGACCUUGACGAAGAGUGGAUUAAACAGCACCAAGCUUUCCUGGUAGAAGAGCAGCGUCAGAAAAUUCAAAAGAAAUUUGAUAAAGACAACGAAAAGCUCCGCGCGGAAGGAGAGAAAGAGAUGAAGGUUAAAGAACUUGAGAAGCGACUUGAAGUUGCCGAAGAGCUGGCUGCGAAAUUCAAAAAAGAAAAUAAGACCAAGAAAGUAGAGGCUGAAGGCAAGGGAGCCACAAUUGAGAAAUACGAGAACAACCUCGCCAAACUGGAUCAGCGCAUUGAUACGAUGUCGCUGCAGGCCCAGGACAAGGAAGAUAAUAAGGAGGUUGCCCUGGGAACAUCAAAGAUCAAUUACAUUGAUCCCCGAUUAACAGUUGUGUUCUCAAAGAAAUUCAGCGUGCCCAUCGAAAAAUUUUUCUCGAAGACCCUUCGAGAGAAAUUUGACUGGGCCAUCAAAUCUGUUGAUGAGAAUUGGGAGUUCUAAUCACCUAUAUAAGAAUUUCCCACGCACUCUUCGGCCCAGUUGAACACGAUUCACGGAGUUUCACCAGGGGCGGAGGUUUGGUUUUAGCUUUGCUAUAUGUUGUAUUUACUUGAGAGGGGUGCAGGCAUGAAGGGUUCAGGGGAAGAGGCUUGAUUUGUUUGACUUUUAGCAAACCUCAUGCCUGAUUUUGCUUGAGAUCCCUACUGACUAACUAGAUAUCAUAAACACAUUGAAUUGGCUAUUGGUCACUUAAAUCAAAUAUAGAUAUCUAAUCAAUAUUCU
Molecule: messenger RNA, 3316 nt
Organism: Coccidioides posadasii C735 delta SOWgp
Lineage: Eukaryota; Fungi; Ascomycota; Eurotiomycetes; Onygenales; Onygenaceae
Gene: TOP1
Product: DNA topoisomerase 1
Biological process (GO): DNA topological change; chromosome segregation; DNA replication
Cellular component (GO): nucleolus; chromosome
Molecular function (GO): DNA binding; DNA topoisomerase type I (single strand cut, ATP-independent) activity
Source: RefSeq, a predicted model, not a curated record